Sorex araneus (European shrew) is the source of this 7636-nucleotide messenger RNA. RefSeq names its product otogelin like (gene OTOGL). Gene Ontology annotation, cellular component: extracellular matrix. NCBI's taxonomy places the organism in Eukaryota, Metazoa, Chordata, Mammalia, Eulipotyphla, Soricidae. The record is from RefSeq and is a predicted model, not a curated record. Gene Ontology annotation, biological process: L-arabinose metabolic process. The transcript is spliced from 58 exons. Gene Ontology annotation, molecular function: alpha-L-arabinofuranosidase activity; protein binding. Bases 1 to 7050 code for a protein of 2349 amino acids.
AUGAACAUUGUGAGAAAACUCAAUUUAAUGAUACCUUGGAGUGUAUUCUUGUUUCCUACAUUGCUGUUUUUAUUACAAGGAUAUAUUUGCAGAUCAUCCAUCUUGAUGAGAACAACACGAAUCGGGCUUAAUGAAAAUCGACAGAAAAGAGUUCUUUUAGCAGCACAGUUUGAAGCAACUUCUCCAAGAUAUUUCUUUCAUGAAGCUAUCAACUGGGGAGAGAGUAAAAUAAAAGGUUCUUGUCCUCAUGAAUGCCUUAACGGAGCUUUUUGUUCUAAGACUGGAACAUGUGACUGUCAAAUAUUUCAGGCACUCGGGACAAGGUGCCAGAUCGUGCCAAACAUGGGCAGUGGCAGAGAUGGGAUUUGCAAAACUUGGGGACAGUACCACUUUGAAACUUUUGAUGGCAUCUACUAUUAUUUCCCAGGAAACUGUUCUUACAUUUUUGCAAAGGAUUGUGAUAACCCGGAGCCUCGGUACACUGUAUGGGUUCAUAAUAGUCCUAGGUGCCUUGGUUCAGUAUAUUAUUGUUAUCGGUCAAUCAGCUUGUUCUUUUCAGACCAAGAAGAAAUUAGAAUUUAUGGUCAUGAAAUAAAAAGGAAUGGAAUUAGUUUAACCUUGCCUCAGACAAUUGGAGAAGUUUUCAUUGAGAAACUAGCCGACUAUAUCUUGGUGAAAACAACCUUUGGUUUUUCUCUGGCAUGGGAUGGAAUAUCAGGUAUUUACCUCAAACUGUCUGAGGAGCAUAAAGGGAAGUCUUGUGGCUUAUGUGGAAACUACAAUGCCAUUCAAUCUGAUGAUUUCAUCAUUCAACAAGAGGACUAUACAGAAGACAUUGCUAUGUUUGCAAAUAGCUGGUCAAUACAGACUCCAGAUGAUAUGAAAUGUGUACCUAUAUCCUCAGAUUUUCCAAAUCCAUGCUCCAGUGGAAUGCCAGCUUUUGAGGCAAUCUUCUUCAAGUGUCAGAUACUGUUGCAAUUUCCAUUUCUAAGCUGCCAUGAGUAUAUUGACCCAUAUUUAUAUAUUGCCAGCUGUGUUAAUGAUCUUUGCAAAACUGAUGAUGAUGAAACCUAUUGUCGGGCAGCCACAGAGUACGCUAGAGCCUGUUCCCAUGCCGGCUACCCUAUUCAGGACUGGAGAGACGACUUUCCAGCGUGUACUGAUAAAUGUGAUGACAGCUUCGUCCAUCGGGAUUGUAUUAGUUGUUGUCCACCUACCUGCACAUUUGAGAAACAGUGUCUUGGGAGCAAUCUACAUUGUCUGGAUGGAUGCUACUGCCCAGAUGGCCUCAUAAUGGAAAAUGGGACUUGCAUCUCUCUGGAAAAUUGCCCCUGUAAUUUUCAUGGACUAGCUUAUUCAGUUGGUUCAAAAAUUGAACAAGAAUGUACCGAAUGUGUAUGUGUUGGUGGUGUUUGGAACUGCACUGAGCAUGACUGUCCAGUUCAAUGUUCAGUCAUGGGUGAUUCUCAUUUUACAACCUUUGAUGGUCGACACUAUUCUUUCAUUGGAAUGUGCCAGUACAUCCUUGUAAAAGGGACUGGAAAAGAUAAAUUCACAAUUACUUUACAAAAAGCUCACUGUGAACAGAAUCUUGGACUGGUCUGCCUUCAGUCUAUAACUCUAAUUCUGGAAGAUGAUUUUAACAAACAAGUAACCCUUCUCAGGGGAGGACAAGUCUUCACCAGCCCUAAUCAAGGCUUCAAUCUGAAUGGACUUGUUGAAAUUCAGACUCUGUCAUCCUUAUUUAUUCUUCUAAAAACCACAUUUGGUUUAAAGAUCCUAUUUGCAAUAGAUGGGGAAAGAAUUUAUAUUCAGCUCACUAGUGCAUGGAAAAGAAGAACAUUAGGUCUGUGUGGCACUUUUAAUGGAAACAUAAGGGAUGAUUUUCUUUCUCCAUCAGGCAUGAUAGAAGGUACCCCACAACUUCAUGCAAAUGCGUGGAGAGUUUCUUCUACUUGUUUUGCACCUGUUCAUGUGCCUAUGGUGGAUCCCUGUAACAUUAAUCAACAAAACAUUGGGUACGCGGCACACUGUGAUGUCAUCCAUCAAGAGCUCUUUGCUCCUUGCCACUUCUACAUUAACCCGGGACUAUAUUACCAGCUCUGCCGCCACGAUGCAUGCAAGUGUGGAAGUCCCUGCCUGUGCAAUGCUCUUGCUCACUAUGCUUACCUCUGUGGCCAGCGUGGCGUUCCCAUUGAUUUUAGAGCUCAGAUUUCAUUCUGUGGGGUGGUGUGCCAGAAAGGGAUGCUCUACCACCACUGCUCCUCCUUCUGCCGCCGCUCCUGCAUCUCUCUCUCCGCCCCGGAGCAGUGCCAUGAUGACUGUGCAGAAGGCUGCAACUGCCCAGAAGGCAAAUACUAUGAAGAUACAUUGAACUUUUGUGUACCCAUAUUUCACUGCCGGUGUCAUUAUAGAGGCAACAUUUAUCAACCAGGAGAACUCAUCCCAACACCCACAGGCUUAUGUCAGUGUUCAAAUGGGACUGUGGAAUGUGAUGAAUCAGCUACGCCCUCUACUGUUCAUGCCUGCCCUGAGGGAAAAGAAUAUUUUGACUGCAGGUUUCCUGACCCUGACUUACCAGCUGGUGGAGUCAACUGUGAGACUACAUGUGCAAAUCUAGCCAUGAACUUCACCUGUGCCCCUUCCUCCCCCUGUAUAAGUGGCUGUGUGUGCGCUGCAGGAAUGGCAGAGCACAAAGGAAAGUGUUAUGUUCCUGAAAGCUGUCCGUGUAUCUGGAAAGACUGGGAGUACCUCUCAGGAGAAGUCAUUGCUACACCUUGUUAUACCUGUGUUUGUCGACGAGGAAUGUUCAAUUGUACUUAUUAUCCAUGUCCGGCAGUAUGCACAAUCUAUGGAGACCGUCAUUAUCAUUCCUUUGAUGGACUGGAAUAUGAUUAUAUUGGUGAUUGCCAGGUAUUUUUAAUAAAGAGUACAGAUGAUUCAGAUAUUUCUGUCAUUGCCCAGAAUAAGAAAUGCUUUGACAACGAUAUUGUCUGUUCUAAAAGUGUUUUGAUUUCAGUUGGAAACACUGAAAUUUACCUGAAUGAUACUCCUUACAAACAGAAACAAUCAGGUUUUUUACUGGAAAAUAAACCAACAUACCAACUUUGGAAGGCAGGAAAUUACAUAAUAAUAUACUUUCCAGAGGAAGAAAUCACUAUUCUUUGGGAUAAGAAGACAACCAUUCAUAUCAAAGUUGGACCACAGUGGAAGAACAAACUCUCAGGAUUAUGUGGAAACUUUGACAAAUGUACCUCAAAUGAUAUGACCACUUCUAAUAACUUGGAAGUGAAAAAUUCCCAGGUAUUUGGAGACAGCUGGGCCUUAGGACAGUGUGAAAACCCAAGUGAAUCAUUUAAACCCUGUGAAGCACAUCAAAAUAAAUUUCCUUAUGCCAAGAAAGAAUGCUCCAUUUUGUACAGUGAUAUAUUUGCUCCUUGUCGCAAUGUGAUUGAUGUUACUUCUUUUGCCAAAAAUUGCCAUGAAGACACAUGCAACUGCAAUCUUGGUGGGGAUUGUGAGUGUUUAUGCACAAGUGUAGCAGCAUAUGCGUACAAGUGCUGUCAGGAAGGGGUUUCAGUUCACUGGAGAUCCGCUACUGUGUGUUCACUUGAUUGUGAAUAUUACAAUGAAGGUCUUGGAGAAGGACCAUAUAUGUUGGCAAGUUAUGGGCAAAGUGGCCUUGUUCUAGGAGCCAAUAUCACCAGUAGAAGCAUUUUCUCUUUACCAAGAAGCAGCACCCAUGGCAAUUUAUUUUUUAGUUUUAUGAUCACUCCAGGCCUUUUCAAAGAGAAGGCAUCAUCCUUAGCACUUGUUUCCUUGGAAUCUGCUGAAAGGCCAAACUACUUUCUCUAUGUCCAAGAUGAUGACACUCUUAGUUUGGAACUGUGGGAGGCAAAUUCAGCCUUUCAAAGGAGAGCCACUUUUUUCCACCAUCAAGGCCUCUGGAUUCCUGAUUACAGUGCAUUCGAAUUAUAUAGCAAGAAAGGCUUUUUCAUCGUAUUCUCAGAUUCAACUGUCAAAGCAUCAAAAUAUGAUGAUUCUGAAGCAUUUAAGCAUUCAAGUAGCUUCAGCAUUGAAGAACUCCAGGCAGCCGUGCCUUACAGGAGGAUGUGCGAAUGGAGAUAUGAACCUUGUGCCACUCCCUGCUUUAAAACAUGUACUGACCCAGAAGCACUGGACUGUAAAUUUCUUCCUCCGGUUGAAGGAUGCUUGCCCCACUGUCCUAAAAAUAUGAUCCUGGAUGAAGUUACCCUCAAGUGUGUUUUUCCAGGAGACUGUGCACCUCUGAUUCCUACAGAACCAGCUUUAGGUAAGCCACCUUUAUCCAUGUUUAUAGGUCCAGAAAUGAUCACUCCAACAGAUAUCACUCUGUUUGAUAUGCUAACACCGACCCCAGGUUUGGAAUGUGAGCCUCAACAAUUUGAUCCUGUUUAUAAUUGUAGUCAAUACAUAUGCCUUAAUAUGGAAUGGAAGUUGUACAAUUGGUCUCUUAAUUGCCCUAAAGAUGUGGAAAUGCCUGACUGUGGUUUCCGGGGAAGGCCUGUCCAGGUGAACAGUGAUAUCUGCUGUCCUGAGUGGGAAUGUCCUUGCCGGUGUUCCAUGUUGUCAGAGUUAAGCAUUAUUACAUUUGAUGGGAAUAACGCAGCAUUAUAUAGCAUGGCUUCUUACAUUUUAGUAAGAAUUCCUGGGGAAGUUAUAGUUGCUCAUAUUGAAAAAUGUUCCAUAAAUCAGAAUGAAAACUCAUUCAAAAAGCUCGCUUCUUCUGGAAGAAUCUCUGGACUUUGCUUUAAGAAGCUAAACUUGACAACUAUUCAUAAAGUACUUGUCUAUCGGAUAGCAAGAAAGGUAGAAGUGGAUUCUAUUGUUGUGCCUUUACCCUUUUCAAGUCAAGAACUGUCCAUAGAGGAUUCUGGCACAAUGUAUGUGAUUACUACUCCAGCUGGACUAAUCAUAAAGUGGGCUCAUCUGACAGGAAUUGUCGACAUUCAUUUUGGAUUUCAAUUUAACUUGUCAUCUUCCACAGAAGGGCUUUGUGGAAUUUGCAAUGAUGACCCAGAUGAUGAUCUAAAAAUGCAAAAUGGCACAAUUAUCACAAAUAUGGAAAACAUGGAAUUAUUUAUUGAGAGCUGGGAAAUUGAGAAAUCAUUUAAAGUAACAACAAGAAGACCUGUCAGGAAUUGCACAGAACAUGAUUGCAGUCAUUGCUUUGAGUUAUUAAAUAGAAGAGUUUUUGCUCCAUGCCAUGAUAAAGUUUCUCCACAGGACUUUUGUGAAAAGAUGUGGAUCAAUUAUACCUCUUUUUGGAAUUAUGAAUGUGAUGCUCUUUCUGCCUAUGUAGCCUUGUGUAACAAGUUUGACAUCUGUAUUCGGUGGAGAACACCUGAUUACUGCUCUCUUCCUUGCCCAGAAGGCAAAGAAUAUGAACCCUGUGUCAGGCCUUGUGAAGCAAGAACAUGUCUGAACAGAUGGUUCUAUGGACAUUCUUCAUGUUUGAAUUUGAGAGAAGACUGUGUGUGCAAAAAUGGAACUAUUCUUCACAGGCCAGAUUCAACACAGUGUAUUCUUGAAAAAGAAUGUGCCUGUAGUGAUAGUGAAGACCAACCCCACAUUGCUGGGGAAAUUUGGAAUGGGGGCAUUGAUGAAUGUGCUCUAUACAAAUGUUUGGAUAAUGGAACCAUUAUUCCUAUUGAACCUGACUGUGAUGUUGAACCCUCCCCAAUUUGUGAACGAGAAGCUGAAGUAGUCCUGGGCAUCAUUGAUAAAUGGACCUGCUGUCCAAAGGAAGUUUGUGGGUGUGACAUGACCUUGUGUGAAACUACCAUUCCAACAUGCACAGAGAGUGAAAAACUGAUUGUUGGUCAAAGUCCUCUGUCCUGCUGUCCACAGUAUCAAUGUGAAUGUGACUUAUUCAAAUGCCCCAAUAUUUCAAUACCAGAAUGUAGACAAGACCAGUUCAUGAUUCAAGUUCAACAGGGAGCAAUUUGCUGUUUUUCUCCUUUCUGUGUUUGUGAAGUUUGCCCUGAACCCAUUCCACAAUGUACAGAUGGGGAAUUUCUCUCUGUGGAUCUUAAUACCACACAAUUCUGUUGUCCUCGGUAUUACUGCGUUUGUGAACCAAAUCUCUGUCCAAAGCCACAACUCAACUGUGCUAAAGAUAUGAAACUUGUGAAAGAAAAUAUAACUGGUCAAUGUUGUCCAGCAUGGCACUGUGAAUGUAGCUGUGAAAACCUCAUUGUGCCCAUUUGUAAAGUGGGAGAAUUUAUUGCAAUAGAUCAUAACUUUCAAAGUGACUGCGGAUGUAUACAGUAUCUCUGUGAAAAGGAUGAUGUGUGUGUAUUUCAAGAGGUAUCAGUACUGAAUCCUGGACAGUCUAUGAUAAAAUAUUUGGAAGGGGACUUUUGUUAUACAGUAGAGUGUUUGGAAGAAAAAGAUAACCACACGGGCUUCCACACUCUGAAUUUUACAAUGGUGAAUUGUUCCAAAGAUUGUGACAUUCAUCAGGUUUAUACUCCAUCUCCUAGUGAUUAUGAUUGCUGUGGUACUUGCAAGAAUGUAUCCUGCAAAUUUCAAAUGGAAAAUGGAACAUCAGUUAUUCAUGAGGAGGGGAGUAUGUGGCACUAUAACUGCACCACAUAUGAGUGUGUUAAGACUGAUGAAGGGACAAUGAUCCUGAACUACAGUAUGGUCUGCCCCCCUUUCAAUGAGACUGAAUGUAAAAUGAAUGAAGGAAUUGUAAAACUUUAUAAUGAAGGUUGCUGCAAGAUCUGUAAACGAGAAGAAAGGAUAUGCCAGAAAGUGAUCAUUAAGUCGAUCAUAAGAAAGCAAGACUGCACAAGCCAAACUUCUGUAAAUGUUGCAUCAUGUGAUGGAAAGUGCCCAUCAGCUACUAUAUAUAACAUCAAUAUUGAGAGUCACUUAAGAUUCUGCAAGUGCUGCCGUGAAAAUGGAGUGAGAAAUUUGACUGUACCACUGUAUUGCUCAGGAAAUGGCACUGAAAUCAUGCACACUCUCCAGGAGCCUGUAGACUGUACUUGUCAGUGGAAUUAAGCUCUUCUAUCUUAAGAAGUCUAUGGCGUGUCAAAUGGAGUAAACCGAUAUCAUUAUUUAGGAACUGGAAAAAUUUAUACUGUUUAAUAACAAUUCAAGUAUUGUUAUCAAAAUAACCACUUAGAUAUGAAAAUUUAGCAUCUAGUACAAAAUACAUACUCUAUUCAUGAUAAAAUAGAUUUAUUUAUUAGUCUAGUUUAGAGGAUCAAAUUAUUUUAAGUUCAUUAAGCUGCAGAAAUCAGAAAUUUUUUUAUGUAUGUAGUUCCAAUGUGUCAUAAACCCGGCACUUUCUCAGCAAUUGGAAGUUUAUUUUGCAGAAUUUUAUGUUUCUCUUAACAGAUUAUUAUUAUUAUUAUUUACAAAGUAUAUCAUACCUGUUCAAAUUAAAGCACUCUUUUCUGGUAAUUUAAUCAGUUAAAAUUUAUAUCUGCAUAAUUAUGAAAAAUGAUGUGCUUUGGAGACACAUCAUAAAACUAUAGUAAAACUAUAGCAUUUAAAAUUAUUUUAAACCUAAAUGAAUAUUAGAGAUAAGAUUGAAGAUUCCCCUCCUUUUGCAAUUGUAUCAUAGUAGUUCAAUUAAGUUUAC